This is a messenger RNA of Tinamus guttatus (white-throated tinamou), 2366 nucleotides long. The record is from RefSeq and is a predicted model, not a curated record. Lineage: Eukaryota; Metazoa; Chordata; Aves; Tinamiformes; Tinamidae.
CGUCCCCUUCGAUUAAGCUCCUCGUGGACGACCCCAUCGUGGUGAACCCCGGGGAAGCCAUCACGCUGGUGUGCGUGACCACGGGAGGGGAGCCCGCGCCCAGCCUCACGUGGCUGAGGUCCCUCGGCGGCCUGCCCGACAAGACGGUGCUCAACGGCGGCACCCUCACCAUCCCCGCCAUCGCCUCGGACGACGCCGGCACCUACAGCUGCGUCGCCAACAACAACGUGGGCAACCCCGCCAAGAAGUCCACCAACAUCAUCGUGAGAGCCUUAAAAAAGGGUCGCUUUUGGAUCACUCCCGACCCGUAUCACAAAGACGACAACAUCCAGAUCGGGCGCGAGGUGAAGAUCUCCUGCCAGGUGGAGGCCGUCCCUUCGGAGGAGCUGACGUUCAGCUGGUUCAAGAACGGGCGGCCCUUGCGGAGCUCCGAGAGGAUGGUCAUCACGCAGACCGACCCCGACGUUUCCCCUGGCACCACGAACCUGGACAUCAUUGACUUGAAAUUCACUGACUUUGGCACGUACACGUGCGUCGCGUCUCUGAAAGGAGGUGGGAUAUCGGACAUCAGCAUCGAUGUCAACAUCUCCAGCAGCACAGUGCCACCCAAUCUGACUGUUCCUCAGGAGAAGUCGCCGCUGGUCGCCCGCGAGGGAGACACCAUCGAGCUGCAGUGCCAGGUGACGGGGAAGCCCAAGCCCAUCAUCCUGUGGUCGCGAGCCGACAAGGAGGUGGCGAUGCCGGACGGCGCGAUGCAGUCGGAGAGCUACGACGGGAUCCUGCGCAUCGUGAACGUGUCCCGCGACAUGACGGGGACCUACAGGUGCCAGACCAGCCAGUACAACGGCUUCAACGUGAAGCCCAGGGAGGCUUUGGUGCAGCUCAUAGUGCAGUACCCCCCGGACGUGGAGCCGAGCGGAGCCUCCUCGGCUUUGUCCAAGGGACUUCUGAGCCCAGGAUGCAAGGCCUACGCCCCCGAGUUCUACUACGACACGUACAACCCGCUGUGGCAGAACCGGCCCCGCGUCUACUCGUACAGCCUGCAGUGGACGCAGAUGAACCCGGCCGCCGUGGACCGCAUCCUGGCCUACCGCCUGGGCAUCCGGCAGGCUGGGCAGCAGCGGUGGUGGGAGCAGGAGAUCACCGUCAACGGGAACAUUCAGAGGGGAGAACUGAUCACCUACAACCUCACAGAGCUCAUCAAGCCUGAGGCCUACGAGGUGCGGCUGACUCCCAUCACCCGCUUCGGGGAGGGCGACUCCACCAUCCGCGUCAUCAAGUACAGCGCUCCCGUGAACCCACACCUACGAGAGUUCCACUGUGGAUUUGAGGAUGGCAACAUCUGCCUGUUCACUCAAGACGAUACGGACAAUUUUGACUGGACAAAACAAAGCACUGCCACUAGAGACACAAAAUACACCCCGAACACUGGGCCCAACGCAGACCGCACCGGCUCCAAGGAAGGUUUCUACAUGUACAUCGAAACGUCACGGCCCAGGCUGGAAGGAGAAAAGGCCAGACUUGUUAGUCCUGUUUUCAGUGUCGCUCCAAAAAAUCCCUAUGGAGCAACGAACACGGCCUAUUGCUUCAGCUUCUACUAUCACAUGUAUGGACAGCACAUAGGAAGCUUGAAUGUCUACCUGCGGUUAAAGGGUCAGACCGCAAUAGAAAAUCCAUUAUGGUCUUCAAGUGGAAAUAAGGGACAACACUGGAACCAAGCCCGGGUUAAUAUAAACCCCCCAACGUCGUUUCAGCUCAUAUUUGAAGGGAUCCGCGGCCCUGGCAUUGAGGGCGACAUCGCUAUCGAUGACGUGUCCAUCGUGGAAGGGGAGUGUAUGAAAUCAGACCAACCGGCCAACAAUCUACGAUCAGGUGCUGUUGGGACAUUAGCGCAUAUACGACUUAUCCCACUUCUCAUCCUCAUGUCUGUCUUAAGUCAGCAAAGGUGACCUUACCCUGGCAGAGGCUACAACAGAUUCACCAGGCACUGGCACGAAGAAAGAGUCUUUGUAAAGCGGACAUUUAAAAACAAACUACCAAAGAUUCCUCCACUGACUGACUCAAAGGUUAAAUAAAUACAUAAAUAAAUAAAAAAUAAAUAAAUAAUAAUAAAAAAGCACUGGGGACAUAAAAAGGCAUCACGGGAGUGUAACUCACUACGAACCACACGUGAGAGCGGUUUCUGGCCCAAGGGAGGAAGAGACCUGCAGGUGCUUUUGUGGUCAGCACCCAACACGGCAUCGUCUGGUCGAACUCUCGGAGAAGAGCUGUAGAAACCCUUGUCAAAGCACAAAGUCAUGGCUGGUUUUGUUUCAGAUGAAUAGUUUGCUUGUUACCAUGGAAACCUAAUGGCCUGCCAAAAACAA